AUGCAUCGAUCUUUCUCUCUAUUCCGCGUUUUGGAGCUUUCAAAAUCUAAAAUUGAAUGUAUUUUUGAGUUAGGCGAACAUAUUUAUGUUUCAAACAGCAAUGGUGAUCUGGAUAGGUACAAGAUCUAUCGUGGAGCUGACAACUUGAAUGAUGAUUUCGUUAUGGAGCACGUAGAGUUUUAUUCUGCAUUCACGAAAAAACCAAUCACAAAAGUGAUUCGUGAUACCUCAAAAGACAUUUUCUACGCUCUAUCCGAUUCCUCCAUACAUGUGUAUAAAAUAUCAACGUUCGAGAAGCUCCAGAGUAUUGGUAGCUAUUGCCAAAACAUGUGUUUAUACGGAAAUAAUCAAGUUAUUCUGGCAGAAAGAAAGUAUCUAAAUAUUUAUAAAUGGCAAGCACCCAAUCGACUUGUUCACGACAAAUCAAUCUCCCUUAAUGAUCGAGCCCGUACUUUAGCAUGGAUGUCCUCAAAUAUGAUACUUGUCUCUUUUUCAAACGAGUUUGUUGCAGUGAACGUUGAAACAUCUCAGUCAUCCUCUUUGAAUCUGCCUUGGCAGCCGUCGUCUUCUUUAGGACUCGGCAUGAGUUACAUAGGGAUGUCUAUGAAGUUGAAUCGUUUACAUAUUACAAGAAUUUCCGAUGAAGAAGUUCUACUGUCAAGAGACACGCAAGGCUACCUGGUUAAUCUUAAAUCUUUACAUGUUUCAAGACAGCCAUUAGUUUGGCCUACAAGCCCACAAGCUGUUAUCUACAAUUCACCUUAUUUAGUUUCUCUCCAUUCACAGUACAUUUACGUUUGGAAUAAGGAUACUCAUGCUCUUAUCCAACAAAUUGGUAUUAGUAACAUCUCCUCUACCUUUUCUUGCGAAGAAAAUACAUUUUUUACGUCAAACUCUUAUGUUUGGAUUCUUGUUCCUGAAGAUUUCGGUUCUCAGAUUGAAUCCUUGUUGCAAUCGAAUCAACUUGAUGAAGCGAUAAGCGUCUUGGACCAGAUUGACGAUGUGAAAUUUCCCAAACGGAAUUAUUAUCUUCGUAUGACGAAAAGAGAAAAAGCUUCUCGUUCCUUUUCCUCCGGUGACUAUGAGACCGCCAUGAAAUUAUUUACGGAAAUAUGUGAAUCUCCCUCUUUUGUUUUGAGGCUUUUCCCAAAACUCGUGGAAAACGAUUAUUCUGAUGCACUUAGUAUCCUGUCUUCUGGCCCUCCUCCUUCAGACCUGCCAACGGUUGGAUCUCCUCAAACAAGUAUACGCCCAACGUCGAAGAUCGAUUCUCAAGGACAGGAUGAUAGCAAAUCUGUGGUUUUCAACAACAAACGGCUACGAAGUUUGAGUGCAUAUUUGACUGAUUCAAGAAGGAAAGCAAAUCUCUUCUUGAGUUGGGAUGAGGAAACUUACCAUUCAUACCAAAAAGAUCUUUUUCGUAACGACGAUGGAAGUAUAAUAUCUAAAAAGGAUUUGGAGAAUAUUGCUGUCGAAGUUGAUACUACACUAUUUUUAACAUAUAUGGUGUCUACUCCGGCCCUUGUAGGAUCUUUACUGCGUUUACCUAAUCACUGUGAAACUUCAGUCGUAGAAGCAAACUUAACGUCGGCUGGAAUGUUUCGUGAAUUGAUUGAUUAUUAUUUUGGUAAAAGAGAUCAUGACGAUGCUCUGAAAUUGUUGACAAAACUUAACGAAGAGGGAACCUCUUUAUCCUCCUCUAAGGCUCAAGAGGAAACCUCUAAAUACGACGAUAUCCUUAGCUAUCUUCAAAAACUUAAUGCUGAGGAUAAGAAAUAUGUCUUUGAAUAUGCCAGAACUCCUCUUAUUAAUGAUCCUAAGGCCUCGAUACGGUUAUUUCUUAAUGAUACAAGCGGGAGUAGUGCUAUAUCUCAUGGUGCAGUUUUAAAUUACCUUGAGACCGUAUCUUCUGAGGUUUCCAUCUUUUAUUUAGAGAAUCUAAUUGCUUCUGGGAAAACAGAUCUCGAGACCUUUUCGACUCGCCUUGGCCAACUGUACUUGCGUCGAAUUCAUGAAUUAGAGAGGGAGAGCAGCGAUAAAAAAUUCUCAGCUAGUUUUGAAAGUGUGUUAAAAGGAUUCAUGCAGCACUUGAAUGAAUCAAGAAGAUAUGAUGCGAAUGCAAUACUUAACGACAUCGAUCCCAAUGACCAUCAUUUGUUUGAAGCAUCGGUAAUCCUUUAUCGACAUUUAUCGAGGCAUAGAGACGCGCUGGACGUAUAUUUAGAUAAAAUGAAGGACUGGAAAGGGGCGAAUGGUUAUUGUGAUUCUAUUUAUAUGGACACUGGCGAGACUGAGCCUUAUUAUAUGUACCUUUCAGAUCUCGCAAAUCAACAACCAGAAGGAAUAAUAUCAUUUAUUACGAAGUAUAGCUCUCGCUUGAAAAUGAAAAGGAUUUUUCCUCUGUUACCCAAAGAUACCAGCAUGAAAACUUAUCAUACAUUUUUGUCUUCUCAAUUUCGACAACUCUACGAAGAAAAAAAUAAGAAAGAAUUACAAUCAAAGUUGUACCAAACAAGGAUUAAUGAUUUAAAUGCAGACCUCUCCCACAUCCGUUCAGAAAAAGUUGUUAUAACAAGAGAAAAGACUUGUUUACAUUGCCACAAGCGAUUAGGAAAGAGCGUUAUUUCUAUAUUUCCCGAUGGUUCUGUCGUACACUACGGCUGUGCUAAAAAAUAUUUGGUCCAUAGGAAUCUUCCCUAUGAAGCCUAUUAA
Schizosaccharomyces osmophilus is the source of this 2712-nucleotide messenger RNA. RefSeq names its product HOPS complex Rab GEF subunit Vam6 (gene vam6). The transcript has 5 exons. NCBI's taxonomy places the organism in Eukaryota, Fungi, Ascomycota, Schizosaccharomycetes, Schizosaccharomycetales, Schizosaccharomycetaceae. Gene Ontology annotation, molecular function: protein binding. The record is from RefSeq and is a predicted model, not a curated record. Gene Ontology annotation, biological process: autophagy; vesicle-mediated transport; intracellular protein transport. Gene Ontology annotation, cellular component: cytoplasm; fungal-type vacuole membrane. The coding region runs from base 1 to 2712 and encodes 903 amino acids.